Messenger RNA from Chelonia mydas (Green sea turtle), 4643 nucleotides. It is a transcript of the gene SLC26A8, whose product is annotated as solute carrier family 26 member 8. Gene Ontology annotation, molecular function: bicarbonate transmembrane transporter activity; oxalate transmembrane transporter activity; chloride transmembrane transporter activity. Gene Ontology annotation, cellular component: membrane. Lineage: Eukaryota; Metazoa; Chordata; Testudines; Cheloniidae. Gene Ontology annotation, biological process: transmembrane transport. The coding region runs from base 462 to 3095 and encodes 877 amino acids. The record is from RefSeq and is a predicted model, not a curated record. The transcript is spliced from 19 exons.
CCCCGGGGGCACUCGGCCCCCAGCCCCUCUGAAGAGCUGCCCCCGGGAUCUGGGAGCAAGGGUCCCAUUCUUCCCGCAGUGGCCCUGGGGGUUGCUGCGGUGGAGGGGGUGCUAACAGCGCCGCCACUGCUCCCAGUGGCUUGGGUGCUGGAAGUGGGGUGCGGCUGCACCCUCUGGCUUGAAGUGGUUUUUUCCAGCAUAUCCAGGGUUUACAGUUUGGUUCAAUGGCUCUGGGCACCCACACUGAACAAAUUGUUCCAGUGCCCCUGCUUGGAUGGGGUUACACCGGGGAUGGAUGUAUCCCCGGCUUAGCCAGUUAAACAUUCUCUUUCAGUGAGACAGUCCGGUUCUGUGACCUCCUUCCUCCCUUCACUGUCACGGGGAAGGACAGUGACUUUGAUUUCACUCUCUCGCCUUCCCUUAUUCCCACGUUUUUGACUGCCCACUAUCAGUGUGACCUCAUGGAGCCGGAUGCUGAGACGGUCAGCGCUCCCAGGCAGCUGGGGAAGUACAGAAUCAAGAGAGGCAUAUACACUGAAGAGCAGUUCCAGAAAAACUAUGAAAGAAACACUCCCUCCCCAAGGAACAGGGACUUCAGAAUCCAAGGAAGGGUCCAGUGCAGAUUCUCCUGGGCAAGAUUCAGAAAGAUCAUACUCAAGAUGUUUCCUAUCCUGAACUGGUUGUGUGCAUAUCGAGUCAGAGAGUGGUUCCUGAACGAUAUACAUGCUGGCCUAAGUGUGGGGAUGGUCCAGAUUCCACAAGGACUGUCAGGAGUUUUGUUAACGAGGUUACCACUACCAGUUGUCAAUGGCUUCUAUUCUGCAUUCUGCUGCUCAUUAACAUAUGUCAUAUUCGGGACUUCGCACCAUAUCUCCAUUGGUUCAUUCAGCAUUCUGAAUGCAAUGGUGGCAGAUGUUCUGAAGACUCUGAAUUUCAGCUCUGUAUUGACUGCUAAUGGAACCUUUGCCAAUUUCUCAGAUGCAAAUUAUAUGAAGAGUUACAUGGAAGCCUUGACACUUACUGCAUCAACGACAUUUCUGACUGGGAUCAUCCAGUUGCUUUUAGGCUGCUUCUGCUUGGGGUUUGUCACAACCUAUCUGCCAAAGACUCUCAUUGAUUCUUACCUCACUGCAGCAGCGCUGCAUGUCAUCGUAUCCCAGUUCUCCUUCAUCUUCGGGAUUGUGAUCAACUUCCAUAUGGGCCCCCUGGCCAUUUUCUAUAACCUGUUUCAGUAUUGCGUGGCUCUCCCAAAGGCUAAUGCCACCAGUAUCUUGCUAUUUUUGGUUGGCCUAGUCAUGCUGAGGAUCAGCAAUUGUAUCAAGAUAACUUACAAGCACAGUCCUGUUGCAUUCCCUAUGGAACUUCUCCUGAUUAUUACAAUCACCAUUAUUGCUAACCAUGUGCAUCUGCAUGCUGAAUCCAGUAUGCUUGCGGCCAAAAUGGUUCCACACAGGUUUCUGCCUCCUACUCUGCCAGACUUAUCAAAUUUGAGCAGGAUUGUAGCCCAUGCCUUCUCCCUGGCUAUUGUAAGCUACUUCCUUCUCAUUUUCGUGGGAAAGAGGUACGCUUGUAUUCACAACUACAACAUCUCCAGCAACCAGGAGCUCAUGGCUAUAGGGCUAUGCAAUAUCUUCAGUUCAUUUUUCAAAAGCUUUGCCGUCAGCUGUGCUAUUUCUGGGACUGUCAUUCAGGAGAAGACAGGUGGAAAAACACAGUUUGCAGCACUAAUUGGAACAUCCAUAAUGCUAGUGGUAGUGAUGAAAGUAGGACACUUUUUCCAGGCUCUGCCUAAUGCUGUACUAGCUGCGAUUGUAAUGGUCAACAUGUUCCCAUUUCUUGAAAAAUUUAUGGACGUCCCCACCCUGUGGAGACAGGAUAAGUAUCAUUUUGUUAUUUGGAUUGUGACUUUUGCAGCCGUUCUGUGUCUUGGUCUCGAUAUCGGCUUGGCCAUCGCAAUGGGAUUCACCUUCUUCAUCAUCACUGUUAGGUCACACAGAAUGAAGAUUGUGAUGCUGGGCCAGAUUCCAAACACAGAUCUAUACAGAAGUUUAUCUGACUACAAAGCAGCAGCGGAGAUUGAAGGUGUGAAAAUCUUCCAGUGUUGUUCCUCCAUCUCCUUUGCAAAUAUGAGACACUUCAAAGGCUACUUGUUAGAGAAGAUGGAUGUGAAAGCUGUGCCCCUCGAUGAAAACGAAAUGAGAGCUUUAAUCUCCGUUAGUCUGUCUAGCACUGGAAUGGAGAAAAAGGAUUUUCAGUGUGCCUGUGUUUGUGAUCCACCUGAGCCAUUACCCAGGAUACCCUAUACUGAGAAACUGGUGAAGCGACUUCAUAGGGAUAAUGAGUCUUCAUCAUCUUCCCUGAAUUUGAUACGUUGGUCAAAGUUUGAAAGCAAGCACAGUUCUGGGACUCUCACGACAGGAAUGUUGCAAACACAGCGUGCUCAGUCCACAGCCAUCAGGCUCAGGGCAGCCAGACCUGAGAGUGGAAAGAAGAAGGAUGAAGGGGAGAGAACAUGGCAUUCUUCAGACCCUGGAGUAGAUACUUCCACAACACUAUUGUGCCAGGAAGCAACACAGUUGCGGUCCACAGAGUUUUCAACAUAUCCAGUCCACACUAUUAUUUUAGACUUCAGCAUGGUGCAGUUUGUGGAUUUGCAAGCUUCAGAUUUACUGAGGCAGAUGUUCCAUAUGUUUCAGAAUCUUGGUAUUUCGGUCCUGAUAGCCAGCUGCCACCUCUCUGUAAUAGCAAUCUUUGAGAAGAAUGAUUUCUUUGAUGGCUGCGUCACCAAAGCCCGGUUCUUUCUAACCCUGCAUGACGCUGUGCUGGCCGCUUUGGAACAGAAUCAAAGGCCAGAGAUUGUGGAACUCAGUGCUGGAGACCCUGAACAGGAGUUAGAUGAAGGGCUCACAGAGGAACAGAAGAUUACCAGGAGCGAACUCUUAAAUGAAGAGCCAAUAUCAGAUCUCUUCCGCACAUAUUCACUCCAGAGUGAAGCAGAGAUGAACAUAUUCCAACAGUAUGAUGCUCCACCUCCUGAGCCAGGUGACAGAGAUGAGGAGUGGGAGCAGAAGUGGAAAUAUGCCAGAGAUCCCUGAGAUGCACAAGAGCGGACAGGAAAUCCUAGUCCAGUAUAUGGGGAGAGGUGCUGCUACAGCACAGUUGAGGUAGUUCUUGCCUGCAUUUUGGGUUUUUUUGCCUUUGUCUCUUUCAAAGUUACUGAAAUAGCCAACUAGCCAGUCCAUCCAAUGGUUCUGCUGGUUUAAGGAAACUAGCACAGUGUAUGAAGUUACUCUUCAGGACUUUCAAACAGAGGGACUAUUCAGCAGCAGUUUUAACCUUUGUACUGAAUUAACUAUAAAGCUUGGAGCCAUUAAAUGAAUUUUUACAGGUUUCUGAAAUUCUCUGUAGUUUUUUAAAUGUCCUCAAACAUGGCACAUCUUUUGCAUAUUUUGUUUUUCUAGGGACUAAAUCUCGUUUGCAGUUUUCAGCAGAUUGCACACCUGCUAUUUCAUUAGCCUCAGACGCAUGCAAAACUAGAACAGUGUUUCUCAACCUUUUUGAUACCAGGGCUUGCUGCCUUCCUAGACUGUGUCAAGGAGAUCUCAGGGACCGGUGCUGGUCCAUGGACUUGGUCACUGAGAAACACUGCUCUAGAAGAAAGCAUUUAAUCACUGAUACUUUGCUAAAGUUGCCUAGUGUAUUCAGUAAAAACUCAAUACUGUGACUUUUUUUCCAGUCCUGCUAUAACCUCCUACCAGUGAAUUAUGUUAUUUGCUUCUCUUUUUGGUAGACGUUCACUGAGACAGCAACAAAUGGAGACAUUUAGUUCAGCUUCAUUAUUAAGAGCUGAGAAAAUGGCUGCUUUACAAUAAGAAAUAGGUGGCAAGUGGAAAAAAACAAACUUCUCAAUUGUGUUAUCCGAGUACCAGCCUCAUACUCAAUAGACUGGUGAAACUGUGACAUCACCAUAAUGGUGCAUGCUGGGGUUUUAUUUGGAACAGGAGCAGUCUUGCUAUAUCAGGGAGGCACAUCCCAUCCCAUCCUACCGUGUGUACAUUGAGGGAAUUCUUCCCUGGCCUCAGUACCGAGAGUGAGGACUGAGGGUGAAAUUCAUCAGCACAAGGUCCAUGUACCAUUUAAGCCCUUUUGUGAGAGCAUAAAUUAGAUUUAAACUACUGUACUGGUCCUGUGCUCCAGCAUGAAUUUCACUCUGGGAGAGCAUCUCCAGCUUCUGCUGUGUGCAUGGUCCAUGUAGCAGGGAGACUAUAUAGGACUCUUCCACGGCUGGGCUGUUCCUGGCGGUUAACUUUUAACUAUAUGGGGGUGCAUAGAAAUGUUAAUAUUUAAUUAUUUGUAAUGUCACCUGCAUUAGUAAAUCCUCCAGACCUUUUAAAUUUAAAUUCUUACUGCUUCCAGGGAGUUUCUGGAGGAAGGACAUGGUACUGUAUCUGUGUAAGGUGAAAUGGUAAAAGGUUUUUUAAAACAAUAUAUGUGUGCAUUCUUACAGUGGACGAAGCUUUCAAUCUCACAGCUCUGACACUUGUGAAUGGAACUUUCAGUUCUUCCUGUCUUUCUAACAGUGCGUCCGAUGAAGUGAACUGUAGCUCACGAAAGCUUAUGCUCAAAUAAAUUUGUUAGUCUCU